GGAUCUCAGUCCCACUUCGACACCCCACGAGCCUGCCCCGUCUACCGCUUGACUGGAAGCCCAGGUGCUCAUGAUGGGUCAGUGCUACUACAAUGAGACCAUCGGCUUUUUCUAUAAUAACAGUGGCAAGGAGCUCAGCCUUCAUUGGCGCCCCAAGGAUGUGGUAGUGGUGGCUCUGGGGCUGACAGUCAGUGUACUGGUGUUGCUCACCAAUCUGCUCGUUAUUGCGGCCAUUGCCUCCAACCGGCGCUUCCACCAGCCCAUAUACUACCUGCUCGGCAACUUGGCUGCUGCUGACCUCUUCGCCGGCAUGGCCUACCUCUUCCUCAUGUUCCAUACUGGCCCACGAACUGCCCGGCUCUCCAUCAGAGGCUGGUUCCUGCGACAGGGUCUGCUGGACACCAGCUUGACGGCAUCAGUGGCCACUCUGCUGGCCAUCGCUGUAGAACGGCACCGUAGUGUGAUGGCCGUUCAGCUACACAGCCGCCUACCCCGGGCCCGUGUGGUCACACUUAUCGUGGGUGUGUGGGUGGCUGCACUGGGCCUGGGGUUGCUACCUGCCCACUUCUGGCACUGCCUCUGUGACUUGGAUAGUUGCUCACGAAUGGUGCCCCUGUUCAGCCGCCCUUACCUGGCUGUGUGGGCCCUGUCCAGCCUUCUGGUCUUCCUGCUUAUGGUAGCUGUUUACACACGCAUUUUCUUCUAUGUGCGUAGACGGGUAGAGCGCAUGGCAGAGCAUGUCAGCUGCCAUCCCCGCUACCGAGAGACGACGCUCAGCCUAGUCAAGACUGUUGUCAUCAUUCUGGGGGCAUUUGUGGUGUGCUGGACGCCAGGCCAAGUGGUGCUGCUCCUGGACGGUCUGGACUGUAAAUCCUGCAAUGUCUUGGUUGUGGAGAAGUACUUCCUGCUCCUGGCUGAGGCCAACUCACUGGUCAACGCAGUGGUGUACUCCUGCCGAGAUGCUGAGAUGCGCCGAACCUUUCGCCGCCUCCUCUGCUGCGUGUUCCUCCACUGGUCCAACCACAAAUCUUCCCAAUACUCAUCUUCUACCCAGACGGGUGCCAGCACCCGGAUCAUGCUUCCUGAGAACAACUGCCCACCGAUGGACUCCACUCUUUAG
Molecule: messenger RNA, 1120 nt
Organism: Chionomys nivalis (European snow vole)
Lineage: Eukaryota; Metazoa; Chordata; Mammalia; Rodentia; Cricetidae
Gene: Lpar2
Product: lysophosphatidic acid receptor 2
Exons: 3
Coding region: 71-1120 (349 amino acids)
Biological process (GO): G protein-coupled receptor signaling pathway
Cellular component (GO): membrane
Molecular function (GO): lysophosphatidic acid receptor activity
Source: RefSeq, a predicted model, not a curated record